This is a messenger RNA of Ectocarpus sp. CCAP 1310/34, 3447 nucleotides long. The record is from the annotation of a GenBank genome assembly. Lineage: Eukaryota; Phaeophyceae; Ectocarpales; Ectocarpaceae.
GGUAUCGGUCUUCUGCUCGCUUUUGGCAGUGGCUGCAGGCACGAGGUCGAGUGCACCUCCUUUCAUCAACUCCUCAAGAAAAUCGUCGUCUACACCAUGGCCGUGCUUUCUUCUGCCGCAGAUGGUGGGACUGCCCAGAAAGUAGCGUCCCUGACGUGGAGCGAGGAGACGAUUGAAGUGGAGACGUGCGGCCGCAGCUACUGGUCAUUCUUGCAGCGCGCACGGGCAAUCGACAACAAGCAGCUGGGGAACGUAAGCGCCUUCACCGUGGACGACGAAGUCGACGAAGAGGAGGUUAGCGAAGAGGUGGACUUCCUCCUUCGGGACGAUCUCACGCCCGAGCUUGUCCGGGAGCUGACACACUACGAAAUCCUGGGCUUCGAGAAGUACGGCAACGGCGUUGGUGACGAGGGGCUGAAGAAGGCUUACCGUAAGGCCGUGCUCAAGUACCACCCCGACAAGACAGGGGUGCAGGACGGGGAAGAGGAUGAGGUGUUCAUGGCGGUACAGAAGGCGUUCGACACGUUGACGGACAUGACCAAGCGCCGCGCGUACGACUCCUCGCUCGAGUUCGACGACAAUGAGCUGGAAGGGAAGGAAGUCAGCGGACCAACGAGCUUCUAUAAGGUGUACGGGCCGGUCUUCGAGCGAAACAAGCGUUUCGCCGUGAUCCUGCCGGCACCGAGCCUCGGGGACGAUGACACCCCCAUCGAUGAGGUGAACAACUUCUACGAAUAUUGGGUGAACUUCGAGAGCUGGAGGGAUUUCUCGCUUGAGGGGGAGCACGAUGUUGAGGAUGCGCAUGACCGUUACGAGAAGCGCUGGAUGAUCAAGGAGAACGACCGCAAGUCCAAGGAGCUCAAGCGGAAGGAGGUGAAGCGCCUGGCGCUCCUGGUGGACAGAGCUAGGGCGGUCGACCCUCGCAUCAUCCGAGAGCGAGUUAGAGAGAGGGAAGCCAAGGUUGCGGCCAAGGAAAACAAGGAGCGCGAGAAGCGAGAGCGAGAGCAGGCUAAGAUGCAGGCCGUGGAGGACGAGAAGAGGAGAAAGAAAGAGGAGGAGGAACGUCUAAGGGCCAUUUCCAGGCAGGCGAAGGCGGGCAGAGAAGCUCACAAGAAGGAGAUGCGCAGGCGGAAGAAGGUGAUGAAAAACCUGUACUCACUGGCGGUAGCGCAGCUGACUAUCGGCGGUUCCGGUUCGGAGGCGGGGAUUACACCGGUGGGCGAAGAGGACAUGGAGUGGUUGAAAGAGAACCUGUUGCUGGACCAGCUAAACGCCGCCAUCGCGGCCUUGGGGACAGAGGAGGACAUCAAGGUCGAAGGGUUGGACGUGAUGAAGAUGCUGAUGGAGCGGAGAAAAGCGGAGUUGAAGGAGGAAGAAGAGGCAGCGGAGGCCAAGCAGAGGGCGGACAGAGAGGCGCUGGUUGCGGCGCAACUCAAGAUGGGGUCUGACCGUGAGUCACGCAAGCGGGCAUGGGAAGAAAACGAGCUGUCGUCCCUUGCAAAAGCCAUCGUCAAGUUCCCCGCAGGGUCUCAAAACCGUUGGGAGCACAUCUCGCAGUUCAUCGCUCAGGCGACGCGGGCCAAGGAUCCCUUCAGCAAGGAGGACUGCAUCGCCAAGUACCAGCAGCUACAUGCUGCUCCUGCAGGGCCUCAGAAGGUCGUGGCUCCAGCGGUGGCGGCUGCUUCCUCUUCGGCAAACGCCAGGUCUGCGCCGGAGCGACCCUCUCGCCGAGAACCUAGGGAGGACGUGUGGAGCCAAGCCCAGCAGCAGCAGCUCGAGACCGCGCUGGCCCGCUUCCCGAUGGGCAUGGAUAAGAACGAGAGGUGGGCUUCCAUCUCCGCCGCGGUCCCCGGCAAGAGCAAGAAACAGUGCGUCGAGCGCUUCAAGUUCGUCAAGACUCAACUUCUUGCCAAGAAGAAGGCGGAAAAGAAGGCGGCAGGGGCGGCCGCGGCAAAUGGGGGAGCGGAGGCAGCAGCCGCAAAAAAGUAGCGAUCCUGUUGUUGAUUGGAUCGAUUUUGAAGACAGACCGAUGUGCGCCGCCUCCCUUCCCAAUCAAAUUGGAAUCGUUCGUGUUUCGUCAUCAUUGUAUCUAUCCAGCUGGACCUCCUGUGACCACGGUAUUGGACGAACUUCGAUAUUUGUCUUUGUUUUGGGCACGACUGCAAAUUGUUGAGAGGAUCGAUGUUUGUCUUUGUUUUGGGCACGCCACAAAUUGUUGAGAGGAUCAUUUGUUUCAAGUGAGACUUCAUGGAGUGCUGCAGUAAACUUCUUCAAGGCACCAUGAAGACAGGCCGAACCGGUGGAGGCCAUUGUCGGUACACGGUUUCAGUCGAUGCAUUGGCUUAGAUUUUUUCUCCGUCGUUCGCUGUUUUUUUCUUGUUUUGUAUGGGAAGUUUUUGUCUUUUUUUCCACCACACAAGGUGGCUUUGGUGAGUGGACAAUUUCAAUUUUGUGCGGCUCGGUGAUUUCCCCCCAAGUGCUUCAAUUAAUGGAGCCGGCUGUGGAAUUUUGACGACAGCCGGGAACAGGCGUAACGGCGAAGAUUUGCACACUACGUGGCACACGUUCGGCCCGAAUCCCCCCGGUUAUGGUCGGUUGUUUUCCUCGUGCAGCAGUAGGGUCUGCUUUUUCUUUUUCGGACCGUGCAGUGGAGAGAUAUAGCAGUUGGAGUCGGUGGCAUGACAUGGUAACCUCUUCCGGCUUCAUUUCUUUCAUGGCAUCGGGCAACCGGGAGAGGGAAGCCAACAAAUCAAGAUUCAUGUAGCUGAAGCUGCCGUUUUUUCGGAAGGACUCGUUUGAAGCUUGUGUCGGUGUGGUAAACGGACCGCUUAAACAGUUUGACAUGUGAGGAUCGAGGUUAUGGCUUGUGGUGGAUACAAUUGGUAGGCUUUUACGGAGGAUGCCGAACGAAGUGGGUAGGUUUUUGUGUAAGGACGGAAGGCCUCAUCCAUCCAAUUCCAUCCACUUUCUGAAAGUGAUUCAAAAACUGAGAUGAUGAUACAAGAGUGAUAUCGGAGAUACCUCACAAGGCGGACGAAUCCGGCACGGAUCCGCUCCAGCUGCAGGCCCCCAAAUUACUGAGAAAUGAACGCGAUCGAUUAUUCCCUGUUUCCCCCAAAAAGAGUCGCCAAGGUGAAGAGAGGGACAUGAAGACUACCGAACAAAGCGGCACCACCGGAAACAACUCACAUAGUUGUCUGCGUAACCAUUCGACCUCCUUCGUCAAAGGCCGUAUAAUCGAUUGACGGUAGUUAUCGGGGCGGGGGGGUAAUUGGGCGGUUGGUUGGAUCACGGCAGUGACGUUGGAGGGACACGUGAUAUCCAUAGUCAUCACUUGUUGUGCAGCGUUACGGCUUUGGUGAGCAAUGGUGAUCUCUCGAGGAUGUACAAGGUCUGGAGUGUGGGGAUCUUCCGUUUACACGGGGUACCGUUGUCAAUGACAAAGGG